This is a messenger RNA of Kuraishia capsulata CBS 1993, 4620 nucleotides long. RefSeq lists its product as uncharacterized. Lineage: Eukaryota; Fungi; Ascomycota; Pichiomycetes; Pichiales; Pichiaceae. Gene Ontology annotation, cellular component: cytosol; RQC complex. Gene Ontology annotation, biological process: rescue of stalled cytosolic ribosome; ribosome-associated ubiquitin-dependent protein catabolic process. The record is from RefSeq and is a predicted model, not a curated record. The coding region runs from base 1 to 4620 and encodes 1539 amino acids. The transcript has 2 exons. Gene Ontology annotation, molecular function: ubiquitin protein ligase activity; ribosomal large subunit binding; zinc ion binding.
AUGAAUGUAUUUGGGAGUAGUAGUACAACACUGGGAACGAAUGGUUUCGAAGUCUCUUUGAAUUACAUCAGUGGGGUUCCCGAUCCCAAUAUCCUGACUUGCUCCCCAAAAGUGAAAUUGGCAUUCAAGGCACUAUUGAAAAGGGAUGAGACCACAAAAGAGAAAAGUUUGUCAGAACUUUUGCAAAUAAUAGACGAGGAUUCAACGGAGAUAGACGAUGAUCUGGUGGUACUAACCUGGGUCCAGCUGUAUCCCAAGCUCUCUUUGGAUAUCUCCAAAAGGGUGAGGAUACUUUCUCACCAGGUACAGUCCAGAUUUGUUAAGGUGUUGGGAAAGAAAUAUGCCAAGUUUCUGAAAGAUACAAUUGGUGUGUGGCUAGCAGGUAGUUUCGAGUCUGAUAGGUUAGCUGCCAAAGAGUGCGCUAUAUCAAUCCAAGAAGCUUUUGGAAGAAACCAAGGCAAGACAGAUGCGCUUUGGAAAAUAUUUCCAGUCCAGAUUCUGGAAUUUUGUUUUCAGGUAUUCAAGUUUGAAAGCAGGGAAACACUUUCUGACGAGAGAUUUAUUGGAAAGGACGAAGCGGAAGCAAAGUACCAGCGAGUGCUAUUCAGUUCGAUCUCUAUUUUGAGCACCUUUGUUACAAAACAGGAUAGCAGUAUGUCUGAAGAACUGGCAGAAAAACUUGGUGAUAUUUUGCUAUUAGAAUCAUUAUGGAAUUGCGCUGAAUCGAAAGACCUACAGUUGAAAAAGGCUACUUAUGUCUUUGGCAGUCUGCUUGUCACGAAACAGCCCACGUUAGUGACCCCGGAUAUUUACAAAGUCUUAUGCAAGCAUGUGAUCAAAGGCCUCAAACUCAAGUCAGUGCCUCAGCCUAUUGUUUAUUCUCCAGUUAUUGUUCCAAUGUUGGAGUGUUUGAUCACACUAACCGCAUUCAACGCUAAAGUCUGGGACCAGAAGAAUUCAAAGACGAGACUUUUCGACCUGAUCUCUCUUGGUUCUUGCAAUUCUCACAGUUCCUACUUUAGGCUAGUGCUAUCGCUGCUCAAAUCACGCACCUUGCCCGAGUCUAUCGUUAACUUUUCAAGUGCCGAUGAUGUGAACAAGCUGAUCUCUGCCUUUGGCCAAAACGUUGAUAAAGAGAGACAAGUUCAAUUUGCCGAAGGAGCAUGGAAUUUAUACUUGGAAACUGUUGCUUUUUCCUUGCAGACCCUCCCAGAGGACGAAAGUACUUUGGUAUCUCAAAACUUCAGCAAAACGGUAGAAUCGAAGCUAGGCACUAAAUUGCCGCUUCCAGUUUUGAACAUUUUGGCCAAAAAAGAUUGUUUCCAGAGGUUCAUACAGGCAUUGCACAAGUCGAUUACUACCUCUUUGCCAUGUGGACCUGUUCAAUUUUCCAGUGGGGUCUCGUAUACGGACUAUUCGAUUUUGGUGGAUAACGUCUAUCAACUUUUCAAGAGCUCCAACGAUAAGUUAGUCUUUAGUCUAUUUGAGGCUGCUUUCGAGUCUGUGGGUUCUCAGUCUGAAGAAACAGGCAGUCCAGUGUUUGCUUUGCAUGUUAUCGACAAAAGCAUUACAGUUGGCUUCGAACAGGGCGAAACACUGACAUCGUUCAUCGAGGAGUUACCAAUGUUCCUUGAAGAUAGCUUUGUCGCUCUUCCUUUGAAGUUAUUGAUUCACUAUAGCCAGAGCAAGCUUUUGAAGAAGGAGACCUUGUACAGAUCAAUUAACGAUUGCUAUAUCAAGGCAACUAUGAUUGAAAACUCCCAGAACAAUCUGCAGUUGCUCAUGGACAAUUUGGCUGGCUUCAAAGGCUUUGACAUAACACAGUGUGAAGACUUGAAUAAUUAUAUUGAGGAACAGUCUGCUGAUGUUACUGCUGAGGGAAGCUCUUUGGGAUUCAAAUUGGCGACAAGAGAGAUUAUAUACAAUCUUUAUGUUAAGGCCAAGCAUCUGGGCAAGCUACCAGAAUUUGCCCAAGAAUGUGCUUUGAAUUUCCAACCUGCUGUCGAGGAAUUUUUGGCUUCUAAUUCAGAAAUGUUUUCUUAUAUCUGGUCUUCGUUGGAUAAUACCAAUUCACAGAAAAUAUUGGAUCUGGUGGAACAGAAAUCAGAAGACUCGAAUGUGGUAAAGGCCUACUUCCAAGGACUGCUUGUUUAUCUUACAUCCGACAGAAACACUUUUGUUGAUAGCCCGGAGAUUGCUACUAGACUCUCAGCUCUUUUGGAAAGACAACCUGCUCUUCUUGAGAAUAUCUUGGUUGGAACUGAUGCACAAUCUCUAGGCUCUGCCCUUGGUUCAAGUCCAGACUUGAGACUCUUCAUAUCGAACUCGUUUGAAGCAAAUAUAUUGCUUCCUCACCAGGGAGAAAUCCAUUUGGGAGACCCAAAAUUGGCGUUUCAAUUUUGCGCAAAAAUGAAGCUGGUAUCUGACCUGGUUGGUAUCGACCUUUCGAACCAGGUCAAGAUUCUUAUUGGUGUGGCUGCUGAGGCUGUAGCCGAUCUCGUAUUUAUGGAAACAGAAUCAAAGUCCCAAGAAUUACAGCCUGAAGCAACCGCUUUGCAAUUGAAGGCUGACAAGAUCAUUCAGGAUUCAAUUUCCAAUAAUGCUUUGAACCAGAAUAUUGUGGACAUUCUUCAAGGAGCUGCUGUUGGUGAAGACGGUAGCAUUUUUUCGGAGCUGUUUGAUCUGGUGAACUCGGAGAAAUACACCUUCAACGCCAGACUUGGCUUUGCCAGAGUUUUGAAAAGAGCACUUGGAAAACUUGUUGAGAAUACUUCGGUCAUCAGUUUUGAGUCUCUUGAUUUUAAUUGGGCCAAGUUGUUGAAAAUGCCUCUGGUCAUAAGCGCAUUUGUGAGCUCUAGUCCCAAGUUUUUGACUUCUGCGAAACUCGAAAGAGCCAGAAAUCAAGUUGCAUCCGAGCUGAUUGGUUUGAGAGGUAACGAAAUUUUGGUCAAAGGACUUACUAACCUUACUCUCCUAAUCGACUUCAUCUCGUUUGAUUUUGUGUCGGAGGUCUCUCCCAGCUUCACUGUUGCACCUUUGAACAGAUGGGUGAUGGUAUUGAAUAACCUCAAUAAUUGGUUAGACUCUGAUCUGGCUUAUGAGCCUGAAUUUUUGACUCUGAGACUGCAACUUCUCAAUUUUUGCUGCGUUUAUCUGAACAGGGCUAGUUCUUUGGCCAGCUCGCAGGAGAGUCUGCCCAAGUUUCUUGAGUUUGCCAUGAGAUUGGGGUUGGACUCUUUGGGAAUCGCAGCAGUUGGUGACGGUCUUUAUAAUAAGACCGUCACCUACUACUCGUUGAAGUUGUAUCUGGCAUUGGACAGGUUAGCACCUGUCAAUCCAUAUUGGGAGGAGCAGGUUCCAUCUUUCUGCGAAGAAAUUCUGGAGAUUGUGAAACAAUUUACCGCGGAAAAGCAGACAAAAGAUCAGUCUUACUUCAGCGUUGAAGAUCUAAUUGCUAGGAUAAUUGACUCCGGGGUCUUGACUGGUUUGCUGGAGGAGGAGACUCUUUAUACUCUCUUGAACUCGGAGUCUCUUGAGCUGCAAUCAGUUGCAGCUAAGAGUCUGAGUAAGCUGUUUCUUUCUCGUCAGGAUGCCUUGGUUGUGGAAUACGAAUUAUCCAGGACAAGCCUUAGUGAAGGUUCAGAAGUUGUUGAAACUUUGAAACUUCCUGAAGAACUGCUGAAAAAUGUUGGUGCCAUCUGGGAUGCCGAUAUGGAUGAGACCGAAGAACUCAAACGUGCUAGCACGUAUUUAUGGAGUUGGUGUCUCAUUUUCACUCAUUUCUCCAAUGUAAGUGCUGGAAUUCGCCAAGAAUACACCAAGCAGCUUACUGAGAAUGAUGCUUUGGCAAGGUUCUUUGGAACCGUGUUUUAUUGGCUUCAGACAAAUGGGGGAAGUGCCCUGGAUGUCUCGUCUUUGGGCGAGCUCUCGAGUUUCAACGAAAUAACGGAUUUGGAAGGUGAAGAAAGACUUUACUCGUUGGCCUUUGUUGCUUAUUACAUGGCUCUCAAAUUCACGGGCUCUUUUGCACAGUCUUGGUUCAACGAUCUUCGUGAUCGUAACAUGAAGUCUGAAAUUGAGAAGUUCACCACGACGCACGUUUCUCCCAAGUUAAUCGAAGAACAAUUGGCAUCUGUUGAAGGUCAAGUUGACCGUUUGAAGGAGAUUGAAAAUUUCUCCAUCAGAAUUAACAGAGUUACGAAAGAAGUAAAGUGUUUUCAUCACAUUGACGAACAGCUGAUGGAGGUGGUGAUUGCUAUUCCCGCAUCAUACCCUCUUGCAAAUGUGUCCGUGACAGGGCCUUUGAGAAUUGGAGUUAAAGAAACACAGUGGAAGGCAUGGCUUUUGGCCUCACAAUACGUUAUAUCAGUGCAGAAUGGCUCCAUUGUGGAGGCCAUUGAACUGUUCAACAAGAACGUCUCGCUUCACUUCUCGGGGUUCGAAGAAUGUGCUAUUUGCUACUCCAUUUUGCAUAUCGAUCACUCUUUGCCCACGAAAAGCUGUACCACUUGUAAUAACAAAUUUCAUUCCGGGUGUCUGUACAAGUGGUUCAAGAGCUCAGGCAGCAGUACAUGUCCAUUAUGCAGGUCUGCAUUCAGCUUCAGAGUUGGGCAGAGUUGA